GUUGCAUCGGUCAGAAGAGGUAUCUUGGCAGAUGCAAUGGCGCCUGUACAGUUGUCAGCGUGAAAGGCAUUUCCUAGGCGUGUCCGAAAUCCGAUGUGUCUGUAUGUCACGGUGGUGGAUAGCUGGAUACAGCAAACGGUUGGGUGGGUGACGAUGCAGGACGAUCAGACUCGAAGCACAAGUUCAUGCCACUGGCUAUGACAUCUUGGACGGAGUGUCGAGAACCCAUGAUAACAUGAAACAGAGCAGCUGCGGAUCAAUCGAAUGACAGCAGUCACUCUUCUGCAGCAUUGCAGAAAAAGUAGCCAACCAGAGCUGCUUCGGCCUGCGAGAUGAGUACCAUGAUUCAAGAUGACCAGCUCAGAUCAUCCCACUGUACACCUUACGCAAGCUGCACGAGGCGCAGUUUGUUCCAUGCGAGACGUGUACGGUUCAGUGGGUGAGUGGGUGCCGGUCUGCAGUAAAGCGACAAAGCAUGGUGAAUUGACAGCGAGUCAUUGUCGUACUGAGGUAGGCUUGCCGGACAGCAAUAGCCCGUACGAAGCGGGUGAUGGUCCCCAGUGCGGAGUCUGCGAGUGAAUGCUCCCUUCUACCCGCCGGAUAGUGAGUGUGCCGGACUGCUCGCUCGACUUGUCACCGUGCGAAGCUCGCAGAACUCCAUCGACUGAUAGUGCACGCCUCGGCAGAUGCAAAUCGCUAGUACAGUGAAUGUGUACCUGCAGGCCCCCUGGCCUGCAUGGGAUCUGCUCUGGAAGCGUGGCUGUGUUCGUCUCGAACAGGCAAUUGUAGGCCGAUCGUGCGCCGACUGCUGCAUGCCG
This is a messenger RNA of Baudoinia panamericana UAMH 10762, 818 nucleotides long. RefSeq lists its product as uncharacterized. The record is from RefSeq and is a predicted model, not a curated record. Lineage: Eukaryota; Fungi; Ascomycota; Dothideomycetes; Mycosphaerellales; Teratosphaeriaceae. Bases 352 to 579 code for a protein of 75 amino acids. The transcript has a single exon.